Molecule: messenger RNA, 2631 nt
Organism: Bombyx mandarina (wild silkworm)
Lineage: Eukaryota; Metazoa; Arthropoda; Insecta; Lepidoptera; Bombycidae
Product: sodium-independent sulfate anion transporter
Biological process (GO): transmembrane transport
Cellular component (GO): membrane
Source: RefSeq, a predicted model, not a curated record
ACCACUGAUUACAUAUUAAGUACUAGACGUACUAGUUGUAAUUUUAGUGUCUCUUAAGAAUGCUGUUGAUAUGAUACACUGAGCGAAAUUUACUGAAUAUCGAAAUUUCAUAUCUAUUUUCAUUCAUAUUGAGUGAAUCUGAUUUAGGGUGCAAAUAUGUCGUCUCCAUCGAAACAUCGCUCCAAAAAGCAAUCGAAAUUCAAGAGGUUAAUGCACAAAAGGCUUCCAAUUUCAAAAUGGCUCCCAGAGUACAACUCAAGUAAAGCCGUUGCAGAUUUGAUAGCCGGGAUCACAGUCGGACUGACAGUCAUUCCCCAGGCUUUAGCGUACGCCACGUUGGCCGGGCUAGAACCACAGUACGGUCUCUAUUCGUCAUUCGUGGGCUGCUUUAUAUACAUCAUAUUUGGAUCAUGCAAAGACAUCACCCUGGGCCCCACAGCUUUAUUGGCUCUCAUGACGCAUCAGCAGAUACUAGGAAGGAAUACAGACUACGCUAUACUGCUCUGUUUUUUAUCCGGAGUGGUGCAGUUGGCUAUGGGAAUAUUGCAUUUAGGCGUCCUCAUUGAUUUCAUAUCGGUGCCUGUAACCGUCGGUUUCACAUCAGCCACGUCUGUGAUAAUAGCCGUGUCGCAACUGAAAGGAUUACUCGGCCUACAGUUUGAGUCUGGUGGGUUUUUGGAUACUUUGAAGAAGGUUAUUACAAAUAUACCCAAAGCUAGAGUUGAGGACAGCACGCUGGGUAUUUCGUGCAUAGUCAUUCUGCUUUUAAUGAGAAAAAUAAAAGAUAUAAAUUUAUCACCCAGCAGAAAGGGCUUGAAGAAAACACUAUGGCUUCUGUCGACUUCCAGAAAUGCAGUCAUUGUUGUUCUGUGCUCCGUAGCGGCUUUUAUACUGAAACAAUAUCAAUUGACUCCGUUCAAGCUGACCGGAAAAGUUAAAGAAGGCCUUCCCUCGUUCAAGUUACCGCCGUUCAGCACGGAAUACGGCGGCAAAAAUGUCACCUUCAUAGAAAUGUGCUCCGAUCUCGGUUCUUCUAUAGUUUUAGUUCCUAUCAUAGCGGUACUGGGCAAUGUGGCUAUUGCUAAAGCUUUUGCCAGCGGAGACUCGAUAGACGCGACCCAAGAACUGAUAACCAUAUCGUUUGCGAAUAUUUUCGGUUCGUUUGUUGGCGCAAUGCCGAUAACGGGUUCAUUUUCGAGAAGUGCUGUGAACCACGCCAGCGGUGUAGCAACACAGUUCGGGAGUAUAUACACAGGUGCUUUGGUACUUCUCGCCUUAAGUCUGCUCACUCCAUACUUCUACUACAUACCAAAGGCCGCACUCGCGGCGGUCAUCAUUUGCGCUGUGAUAUUUAUGAUAGAAUACGAGGUAGUGAAACCGAUGUGGCGUUCUCGUCGGGCCGAUUUAGUGCCUGCGUUCGCGACGUUCGCCCUGUGUCUGGCCAUCGGGGUGGAGCUCGGGAUAUUGGCGGGCGUGGCCGUGAACGUGCUGCUGCUGCUGUACCCGAGCGCGAGGCCACAGCUGGACUCUGAAGUCAUAACGAAUGGAUCGGGCUUUUCGUAUUUAAUGGUGACCGUUGGGAAUAGUCUAUAUUUCCCCGGAGUUGAAUACAUCAGGCAGUACGUUGAGAGGGUUGCCAAGAAGCAGGGCGGGUGCAGUAUGCCCGUCGUUAUAGACUGCAGAUAUGUUCUCGGAGCGGAUUUCACGGCAGCUAAAGGAAUGUGUUCAUUGUCAAACUCUCUGUCGUCGCGCGGUCAGCCGUUGAUACUGCUUUCCCCGCGAGCCAGCGUCGCGUCGGUGUUCAGGAACGCGGGCUCCAGUGUGGUCGUCGUGCUCACUAAUUCUGAACUCGACACGACGCUACAAAACAUUACCGGCCAGAUACCUUUACUAGUGGUAAAUGGGCAGGAGAAACGCCAAACACCCCCGCCCAACUACGAGUCGUUAAGAGUCGACGAUGACGUCACAGAGAUAGUCAUAACCGACGAAAAAAAUACGACACCCCUUCUAAACAGAAACGGAAACAAACCGCGCAGCAACGAGGUCAAUAACACAUGACGUCAUAGUACUAAAUAUCACCAGUAGACUUAGUCAGUACAAUGUAAAGUUGCAUGUAAUUAAUUAAUUAUAACAGUUUGGUUUUUUCUAUUACGUUACGUAAACGAUGCGUUACCAGUAUAUAGUAAUAUUAAAAUUGAGGUGCUAUUUUUGUAUUAAUAUAAAAAAAUACUUAAUUAUUUUAACGUUUAACACAAUUAGGCAAAUUUCUCAUUUCUCACAUACAUCAAACGGCUCUCUAAAAAAAUUUUUUUGAUUGUUUAUUUCCUAAACCAGAUACUGAAUCGUAAAGGAUAUCUCGAAUUAUUUAUCGCAUUUAUAUUCUUAAAGUAUUAUAUUUGAAGCGAAUUAAUAAGUAAGUAUGCACGUGUAUGUUACGUCAUCGACUCAUUGGUGAGCAUUCUUUUAAUGCAACUAAAGGCAGCCAAGCAUACCGCCCACCUAAUAGUAGUGGGAGGACUUCAGUGUGCUCUGUGCGAGUUUUUUAACGUUCUCGAUAGCGUAAAAGUUAACUCAUAUUUGUAUGGAGUUGAACUUUUGCCUACGUUUGCCGCUAGGGGCGCUGUUCCUAGU